Pogona vitticeps (central bearded dragon) is the source of this 3323-nucleotide messenger RNA. NCBI's taxonomy places the organism in Eukaryota, Metazoa, Chordata, Lepidosauria, Squamata, Agamidae. The record is from RefSeq and is a predicted model, not a curated record.
AAACAGAGCAUGAAGAUCUUAUGGAAGAGUUGCUGUGCUGCCUCAUUCAGCUGAUUGUUGAGAUUCCUCUUCUAGACAUAACAUACAGCAUUUCUAUGGAAGCUGUAACGACGCUUAUUGUUUUCCUCUCCUGCCAACUUUUCCACAAGGAAAUUCUGCGGGAAAGCAUCGCACAUAAAUACCUCAUGCAUGGUCGAUGUCUCCCCUACGUUAGCAGACUUGUGAAAACUUUGCUGUACAAUUUCAUCAGACAAGAAAAAAGCCCUCCCCCGGGUAGCCACGUUUUUCAGCCAGAGUCAGAUGGAGGAGGACUGCUUUAUGGAAUAGCAUCAGGAGUAGCAACUGGCCUGUGGACAGUCUUCACAUUAGGAGGUGUGGGAAGCAAACGUGCUCCUCAGCAGGAUGAGUCUUCGCCUCUCGCUAAUCAAAGUCUUCUGCUGCUGCUUGUGCUAGCAAACCUGACAGAUGCCCCAGAUACACCCAACCCUUACAGACAAGCAGUUAUGUCCUUCAAGAACACACAAGAUAGCACAGUACUUCCUUCACCAAAUCCUUACACUUUCCAGAUUAAUUUCAAUAGUUUAUACACCACUUUGUGUGAACAGCAGAACUCUGAUCAAGCGACCCUCCUUUUGUACACUCUGCUGCAUCAGAACAGCAAUGUUCGGACAUAUAUGUUGGCUCGAACAGAUAUGGAAAACUUGGUUCUGCCAAUUCUUGAGAUUCUUUAUCGUGUUGAAGAAAGGAACUCACACCAUGUUUACAUGGCUCUGAUAAUUUUGUUAAUUCUUACUGAAGAUGAUGGCUUCAAUCGAUCCAUUCACGAAGUGAUACUGAAAAAUAUUACCUGGUACUCAGAGCGUGUGCUAACAGAAAUCUCACUCGGAAGUCUCCUGAUCCUGGUAGUAAUAAGAACUAUUCAGUACAACAUGACAAGAACAAGGGACAAAUACCUUCAUACAAAUUGUUUGGCAGCUUUAGCGAAUAUGUCAGCACAGUUCCGCUCACUUCAUCAGUAUGCUGCUCAGAGGAUCAUCAGUUUGUUUGCACUGUUGUCCAAAAAGCACAACAAAGUUUUGGAGCAGGCCACACAAUCCUUGAGAAGUUCCCUCACUUCAGACGACUCUCCACUUCCAGAUUACGCACAGGAUCUGAACGUAAUUGAAGAAGUCAUUCGGAUGAUGUUGGAGAUAAUCAACUCUUGCUUUACAAACUCUCUGCAUCAUAACCCGAAUUUAGUGUAUGCAUUGCUUUACAAGCGAGAUCUUUUUGAGCAAUUCCGAACUCAUCCCUCUUUCCAAGAUAUAAUGCAGAAUAUAGAUCUGGUGAUCAGCUUUUUUAGCUCACGGAUUGAACAAGCUGGAGCUGAGCUGUCAGUGGAGCGGGUUCUGGAAAUCAUCAAACAGGGCGCUGUUGCACUGCCCAAAGACAGGCUCAGAAAAUUUCCAGAGCUGAAGUUCAAGUACGUGGAAGAGGAACAACCUGAGGAGUUCUUCAUCCCUUACGUCUGGUCUCUGGUGUACAAUUCUGCAGUGGCGCUUUACUGGCGGCCCCAAGACGUCCAGCUCUUCACGAUGGAUUCUGGCUGACGGGCAGAGCGAUUGCGAUGCCAGUGCGUUUCCGUGGCACCCCUUUUCCCAGAACGCAACCCCUUCGAUUUGAACCCUACUCAGAAAGACGUUAGUUACUCUUGAGCAAAUCCUGCUGCUGUUUGCAAGGGGCAUUGCUGGACACCAGAAUAUUGUGAGGACUCUGAACAGAUUGUACACUAACGUUUAUUUAUAUGUUUGUAAAGCCAAGAGAUUUUUGCAUUGGAAAUGGCUGUUGGUUUGGGGCAUCUCAUGCACAGUAAGACAUGAGCAGUGGCCAGCUUUGAAAAGAAAAUACAAGAAGUCAGCAUUUGCAGGUCAAUUUCCUUUGAGCUUUCCAGGGGGCUGGUGGGGUUUCACACACACACCCGCCUUGGCUAUACGCUUCUCAUUUGAUCUUCACAAUAUUCUUCCUCACAAGACGUUCACACACUUUAACCCUCCAUAUAAUUGAAAUUCAUGCAGUUCAAAGCAACGUUUUUGCAUUCUUGAUAUGUAACUUUAUGGCAGGAAAGUUUGAAAAAGUCAGUGCUUUCGUGAGGGGUAGGAUAUUCAGUAAGGACACGUCAUUUUGAGAAAAUGUUGCCGUUUCUCUUUUCUGACUAGCCAAGAUUUAUGGAUGUCCUGCCAUAAUUUCUGCUGCGGGACAAGCCUCUGUCUCAGUAAGGCUUUUGCAGGAGAUGCUUCUGUUGGAUCCAGGAGUGGUCCAGGGUUUGAGCAGGGGCGCAAUUUAAUCUAAACUGAUGUGGUGAGGUACCCCCUCCCAAGUCAGACCACAGACCACCAGUAGCUCCAUCAGAACAUUCAAUUCCACGGUGCGUUAUCACAAAGUUACCUGUUGGAUGUGCUUCUCACAGGCUCUCUGAGAUGAUGGAGAACAUCACAUUCAAACCACAGCUAUGAAAGGGAUCAAAAGAACACGAAACACAGGCAGAUGUAAUGCCCUUUCAGGAAAUCAGGGUUUGCCACAGAGUUGCCAAGGUCAGGACAUAAUUCUCUGAAUGUUGAAAAAAUGAAUAUCCUGAAAUAUGCCUUUUUUAAACAUCCACCAUAAAAGAUAAUUGGCAUUGUGUUGUUUUUGCAAGUAGAAGGAAAAAGAAGGGGAAAUGUUAAUGUAAGGUUAUCUUUUCACACCGAAUGUGGGCUUGUGGUGGUUACCUUUAAAUGAGCAGGACAAACCCAACUGCAGAGGAAGGGGAACUGAUAAAACAUAUCAGGUUAUUGUCUCACCCAGCAUGGUUUGUUACAAAAUAAAUAUGGCACAUUUUCUUAAACAAGGAAACUUUCUGAACAGCCUUAGGAUAUUCCACUUUUUAAAUAACUUCUGGACAAAUGGUAGAACUGGAUUUUUUUCUUUCCACCUUUGAUAAGCAAGAUCCUGUAAAGUACUUUGUACAAUUGGAAAUUAAAGACCCUUUACUAUUUAUUUAAAACUGCAAAUGUAGACACAGUUAUCGUACUUUUUUUUUAUUCGCACAGAAACAAAUUUGGGGAAAUAGCAAUAGUUGUCCACUGAGUUGUCAGCAUUAUCAGCGUUUUCAGUGUAACAUUAAAAGCAGAAUUGAAUGGGAAGCUAAAAGAGGAGUUGACAAUGUUAUGCUGUGUUUGGGCUUCAUUUUUUCUUUUCUGGAUGAACUCUUUGUAGUGUUUUCUGUAUACCUUUCUUUUAAAUAAAAGACUGUUGACUGCACUGCCAAAAAAAAAGGUCAGUGUUUUAAAGAUGCAUUCCCAUGC